AUGUCUCAUCAAGGCGCUCCGCAGGGUGAGUACGUCGCCAUUCUCGAUGCGGGCUCCCAGUACGGUAAGGUCAUUGACCGCAAGGUGCGUGAGCUCCAUGUGGAGACGGGCAUACUACCUCUCGAUACCCCAGCGGAGAAGCUGCGUAGCGCUGCUAACCUGAAGGGCAUCAUCAUUAGCGGUGGCCCCAGUUCUGUGAACGACGCCACGUCGCUGGCAUAUGACCGGGCGAUCUUUUCCAUGGGCAAGCCGGUGCUCGGCAUCUGCUACGGUAUGCAGAUGCUGACGGAGUUGUAUGGCGGUGAGGUUUGUCGCGGCAAGGUGCGCGAGGACGGUCAGGAUACCAUUCAGGUGGACCUGUCGUCGCCAAUCUUUGCCGGUCUGGAGUCGACCGAGACGGUGCUUCUCACUCACGGCGACUCCGUCACAGCUGUUGGUCCGGAGUUGAAGGUGAUUGCACGCAGCUCCGCUGACAUCAUCGCCGCGGUUCAGCACCGGUCCCUGCCGCUGUUUGGCGUUCAGUUCCAUCCCGAGGUGGAGCUCACGGUGUCUGGCAAGACGAUCUUCAAGAACUUCCUGCAGCUGUGCAGGUGCGACUUCUCCUUUACAAUGGAGGACCGAGAGGCAGUGGCGCUGCGGCUUAUCCGCGAGCGCACCAGCGGUGAUCAGAAGGUCCUCUGCCUGGCUUCUGGCGGUGUCGACAGCACUGUCUGCGCCGUGCUGCUCCUAAAGGCCCUGGGCCCUGAGCGGGUUGUGUGCAUCCACAUCGACCACGGCUUCAUGCGGCUGAGCGAGAGCGUGCAAGUGUUGGAGGCGCUGAAUGUCGCGGGGGUGCGCGUGCAUCUUGUCCAGGCGCAGGAAGACUUUGCACAGGCCUCGACAGAGAUGACAGCAAAGGGGAGUCGCGCGGCGUACACAACCAACAAGUUAUCUGAAGUCACAGACCCGGAGGAGAAGCGCAACAUCAUUGGUAACACGUUCAUGACGGUGUGCGACCGAGUCAUCAAGGAGCUACAGCUGGACGUGGAAAACCUACUGCUCGCACAGGGAACCCUUCGCCCAGAUCUCAUCGAGUCUGGCUCCAAGUACGCCAGUGCCAACGCAGAUGCCAUCAAGACGCACCACAACGACACCGCGGUCGUGCGACUGCUGCGCGAAGCUGGCCGCAUCAUCGAGCCUCUCUGUGACUAUCACAAGGAUGAGGUACGCGAACUUGGGGCACGCCUAGGCAUUCCACGCCACCUCGUAGAGCGUCAGCCCUUCCCAGGGCCUGGACUCGCCAUCCGCACUCUGUGCACCGACGGCACCCCGUUUCGCGACGCCAGCUUUGAGGACACGGAAACCACCGUGAAGCGUGUGUGCAUGGGAGACGACGCAUCCUUCGCCGAGGUCGCCACCCUCGCGCAGAAAGCCGCGCUGUCCGCCUGCAUCCUGCCGGUGCGCACCGUUGGAGUGCAGGGUGACGGACGUACCUACGCCUACGCUGCCGCCCUCUCCAUGCAGACGUUUCCGACGCCCGAGGAGUGGGCCACGCUGAUGCAGCUGGCAAAGGCCAUUCCCAAGAUGGCGCACGCUGUCAACCGCGUGGUUUUCAUGUUCGGUGCUCCGCAGUCUGAGUCGCCCAUCUCCGUCACGCCAACGUAUCUGACGACCGACGUGCUCGACAAACUUCGCGUUGCCGAUGACAAGGUGAACAGCAUUCUCCUGAAGCACCAACUCGUGCGCUCGCUGAGCCAGGUGCCCAUCAUCCUCAUUCCCGUCGGCUUCGACAAGGCCGGCGGCUACAGCGUGGUGGUACGCACAUUUCUGACGAACGACUUCAUGACGGGUACACCCGCAACUCCGGGCUCGGUCUUCAUGCCGCUGACGGUGCUGGAGGAAAUCGUCAGCGAAGUACAGAAGCUCGAGUUUGUUGGCCGGGUUAUGUAUGACCUCACCGCCAAGCCUCCCGGCACCACUGAAUGGGAAUAG
Molecule: messenger RNA, 1971 nt
Organism: Leishmania mexicana MHOM/GT/2001/U1103
Lineage: Eukaryota; Euglenozoa; Kinetoplastea; Trypanosomatida; Trypanosomatidae
Product: putative GMP synthase
Exons: 1
Coding region: 1-1971 (656 amino acids)
Biological process (GO): GMP biosynthetic process
Cellular component (GO): cytosol
Molecular function (GO): GMP synthase (glutamine-hydrolyzing) activity; GMP synthase activity; ATP binding
Source: RefSeq, a predicted model, not a curated record